Adineta steineri is the source of this 606-nucleotide messenger RNA. The record is from the annotation of a GenBank genome assembly. Lineage: Eukaryota; Metazoa; Rotifera; Eurotatoria; Adinetida; Adinetidae.
AUGUAUAUCCGAGGUUUCCGCAUUUAUUUAAGUCUUACUAUUGACGAAUUAUCAAAAUUAUUACAUUUUUUAGAACCACCUAAACGUACAUUAUAUGAGAUUUUAUGUCAAAACAUUUAUUGUAAAUUAUAUUUUGAUGUCGACAUAUAUGUAACAAAAUCUUUAUCAUUAAAUAUUCAUGAAUCACUUAAAAUUUUACAAACUUUAUUUCAUGUUGUUAUUGCCAACUGUACUAAUGAAUUUACAAAUCAUUCAACAUCAAUUGCCGGUCAUUUUCUUGUUUUAACUGCAUCGACAGACUUAAAACAUAGUUAUCACUUAAUAUAUACCAAUACAUUUGUACGAUUUCAAUCGCAACAAACUGUCUUUAAGUUUAUUACAACGGUAUUAUAUCAUUGUUCACAUUUUAUUCGAUCCCAUUCAUGUCAUCAAAAUUUAUUGAAAUCAAUUAAUACACAUACAGAAAAAAAUUUGAAUAAUUGUCUUCAAGAUUUACAAACCAUUUUAAGUCAUACAAAUUUCUGUAACUGUAUAAUACCUACAACUGCUAUAACUUGCAAUAAUUUCCAAAAGCAUCUAUAUAAAAGUACUUCAAUGUUUUCCUAG